This is a messenger RNA of Thlaspi arvense, 996 nucleotides long. Lineage: Eukaryota; Viridiplantae; Streptophyta; Magnoliopsida; Brassicales; Brassicaceae. The record is from the annotation of a GenBank genome assembly.
AUGUCACUCGUUAGUCAAACAGUCUCCCUCUUGAGCUCUGUUGAUCUGGAUUCUUUGCCUAAGCCUCUGUGGGAGCUCAUAUCACUCAUUUCUCAAAAAAUCUCUUUGUAUCCGGACCAGAAGCAGGAGACUGAUCUGAAGUUCGCAAAACUCGUUGAGAAAACAUUGAGACUCAAGCCAGAACCAGAGCUCAUAUCACUCAUCCGUGAGAGAUGGAGCGGUUUCAUUGGACAAUGGGAAAAAUUCAAGUUAACAGAAGACGUUAUCCACUUCCGCUGCUUCUUUUGCAAUGGCGAGUACCAUCAAGAAUAUGAAAAGGCUCCACUUGAGAUCAAACACCUUCUUCAUCCGAAACAUUCUCUUCAGCUUGUGUUGGAUCCGGCCCGUAGUACCAGGAAAUGCUAUUGCUGUGACGAAAAUCUCUUAUGGGUAUUUUAUUAUUGCAGAAAAUGCGAUUAUGCUAUGAACAUAGCUUGUUCGGAGAAAGCACCAGUCUUAUAUAUACCCCCUCCCAAGUGGCAUGAGCAUACACUCGCUCUCUUUCCAAUACAGGCUUCCUUAACUUGCAACGUCUGUGCUUUAGUCGAUUCAAGCUCCCCUAUUUAUAUGUGUCCCCCUUGUGACUUUGUGGUUCAUCUAAACUGUAUCCAAUUGCCACGGGUCAUAAGGAUAUCUCGCCAUCUCCAUCGUAUCUAUUUUACACCUUCUAUUGACCAAGGAGAUUGGUUUUGUAGAGUUUGUCGCAAAGAGAUCAACAAUGAUUACGGGGUUUAUUCCUGCGUGAAGAACGGUUGUUUGUACGCAGCACAUUCAAGGUGUGCCACGCAGAGCAAUGUGCGGGAUGGCAUAGAUCUUGAGGGAGAGCCUGAGGAAAUUGAAGAAGAAGAAGUUGAGCCGUUUGUGAGGAUAAGCGAUGGAAUCAUACGACAUUUCAGCCAUGAACAUCAUCAUUUGAGACUUGAUGAGAACAAAGGCAGAGAUUACGAUGAGUGUUGA